AUGUCUGUGGAGGUGAAGACAGAGCCAGAUGCCAAGCCCCAGGAUGGGGCAGCAGCACAGGGCCAAUCGAUCAAGGACAGGAUCGAGAUGGCUUUCUUCGAGGCCACCAAAGAUGGCCACAUCGGUGACAAGAUGUCAAUGUGGUUUCCACACACUGUGGAGGGCCAGACCGAGUUUGCCAGGGUCAUGCUGCAUUAUGUUGGCCUUCCGGAAGUGGCCAAGUAUGUGCAGCCCCACCGGGCGAUCAACCACAUUCCUGGAGACUCCAAGACGGGAUCCAGACAUGUGUGCGAGGACAUCACUCCGGAGGAUUUGGCCCGGGACGAAGGCAUGGCCAAGUGUGUGGCAACUCUGAAGUAUCUAAAGGGCAAUUUCAAGAGGCACGAGCGCGAAGAAGAGUACCUCUACGAUGCUCUUGCGUUGACCCAGCGGACCGGAGAGAAGCAACAGGCGAGUCCGAUUGAGUUGGUCAGUGUGUUCAGCGAGGCGAUUCGCCUCAAGAAGCGGUCCCUCGGAGCCAAAUCAACUCGCGACCUGCUGAACCUCUGUGUCCAAGAUUACAACAAGGGGCAGAAGAUGAAGCAGGACACCGUGAAGAUCAUCUACAAUGUUGUUCGGUGCCCCUUGGUCUUCAAGGAGACCUUGAUGACCAUGUACAGCGACUACCGGCACUUCAACGCAGGUUGGGGGGUUUGCGAUGACACUCCGCCGCAGAACCAAACUUGUGCAUUGUAA
This is a messenger RNA of Symbiodinium sp. CCMP2456, 735 nucleotides long. The record is from the annotation of a GenBank genome assembly. NCBI's taxonomy places the organism in Eukaryota, Dinophyceae, Suessiales, Symbiodiniaceae.